This is a messenger RNA of Astyanax mexicanus (Mexican tetra), 655 nucleotides long. RefSeq names its product LSM8 homolog, U6 small nuclear RNA associated (gene lsm8). The transcript has 4 exons. The record is from RefSeq and is a predicted model, not a curated record. NCBI's taxonomy places the organism in Eukaryota, Metazoa, Chordata, Actinopteri, Characiformes, Acestrorhamphidae. Gene Ontology annotation, biological process: mRNA splicing, via spliceosome. Gene Ontology annotation, cellular component: precatalytic spliceosome; U4/U6 x U5 tri-snRNP complex; U6 snRNP. Bases 114 to 404 code for a protein of 96 amino acids. Gene Ontology annotation, molecular function: RNA binding.
UCUGUUAUCCUUUACUACAGUCUCUUCAGUGAUCUUAAUCAGCGGCUGCAGACGCGCAUGCGCUGUGUAUGAAGAAGCAGGAGCUGUGCUGAACUGGAAUAAAGCCUGUGGAAAUGUCUACCGCUCUGGAGAGUUACAUCAACCGAACUGUGGCCAUCAUUACAUCAGAUGGACGAAUGAUUGUGGGAACACUGAAGGGCUUCGACCAGACGAUCAACCUAAUUCUAGAUGAAAGCCAUGAGCGUGUAUUCAGCUCGUCCCAGGGAGUGGAGCAGGUCGUGCUGGGACUGUACAUUGUUAGAGGAGAUAAUGUGGCCGUGAUUGGUGAGAUCGAUGAGGAAACAGACUCGGCACUGGAUCUCGGCAACAUAAGGGCAGAACCACUGAACUCUGUAGUGCACUAACUUUCCCCAAAGCACAAAGAUGCAGACAGCGUGUAAAAGAAAAGACUCAUUCCCUUGAAGAUAGAAAAUGGAAAUAUAUUCCUGAGUGACUCUUCUUCCUUUCAGCUGAACGUCGCACCCAUGGAUUACCCCAGUGGAGCAGAAACAUUUUCAUUUAGCUUUUUUUUUAUUUGUAGAGCAUAGACUUUAAUGCUUAACUUUUUAUAUGUGUGGAAAUGAAAGAAAAUAAAAUGUGGAAGUCUUUGGUGUAA